AUGCAAACCUCCUCCUCAGCCUCCCCCUCAACUACCUCUCAGCCGCAUCAGGACUCAGCCUUCCUUGCCUCAAUCGCCUCUGCUCGUCCUUCGUCAACAGCCGCCAUCGCGUACUCCGUUGCCGAUAGCAAGUCUUCUUUCAUCUCUGAUCAGCAGACUCUGUCGAAAUUUCUGCAUUCAACACAGGGAAGCCAGUGUUGUGAUCUGUCACUUACCCAACAAUGCGUAAUUGGCGACGCUUUCAGCGAUGCUAUCUGGUCGGCGUGGCCACCUGCCGGCGCUCACGAACAAAAGCCUCCAUCGAACAGCCCUACUGACCCGCUUAAGGGUGAAUCCUCAAGCGUUACCCCCUCCCCGGAAUACCUCUAUUCCCCUAUGUUGGGUAUUCCGUUUACAACAACGGUUCGGCCAUCUCUUUUGCCGAACAUGGGCCUAAUUUGUACAAGAGAGCUUUUGGUUCCGGAAACAUUAAUUGGAAGAUUACUCGGGCCCCAGGGUCGAACAUUGAUUGACAUGCAGGCUCAUACGGGCACCCUUAUCCAGAUCUCUCACAAGGGUGUCUACAUGCCGGGUACAGAAAGUCGUUUCGUCUCUGUCAUUGGCGACCAAGUGAACGUGAAUUAUGCUGUCCUUCUUAUCGAACAUCUCCUUAACCUUGUUCAGAAACAACAAGGAGGAGGCGGCAUUCGCUCACGAUCAAGCAAACCAGGCCAAUUCCUUCUGGAUGACAGCUACAGUGGUGGUGCCAGCGUGCAACCCUCAUCGCCCACAGUCUUCGCCUUGCCCAAUUUUUACUGCAUUCCCGAAACCUCCAAGCCGACUCUUCCCAACCAAACCCCUCAGGUUGCUGAGCAACCCGCCUUCUAA
Molecule: messenger RNA, 867 nt
Organism: Dibothriocephalus latus
Lineage: Eukaryota; Metazoa; Platyhelminthes; Cestoda; Diphyllobothriidea; Diphyllobothriidae
Source: the annotation of a GenBank genome assembly